Messenger RNA from Psilocybe cubensis, 1737 nucleotides. RefSeq lists its product as uncharacterized. The coding region runs from base 1 to 1737 and encodes 578 amino acids. The transcript has 2 exons. Lineage: Eukaryota; Fungi; Basidiomycota; Agaricomycetes; Agaricales; Agrocybaceae. The record is from RefSeq and is a predicted model, not a curated record.
AUGCUAACACUGUCCCUUGCGGCGACUGGUGGCCAACGGGCAGACAAAGAGUCGAGUGGAACAUUUAUUCCCACGGGUGAGGAUGUACGAAAGGAGGUAGAUGAUUUCUGCCCCUUCCCAAAACGGGUAAUGCGCCUGUCGAGCACUUGGCCUCGCUUUGACAGAGACUCCCUCUUUAUUCACUCCCCUCAGCUGCCAGCCAUCCAAGCUGCUCCCCAAGACUCCUCCUCCACACAAUAUCUCUUUCCUCGCCAUAUCUCAACAAGCCAAUACCUCUCCACCACAACCACCACCCAGUGCAGCACUCCGGACACACACUACACACAUCCACUGCACCUGAGAACCCAGAGUUCCCCAAUGUACGACUACCCACACCCAGCCACCCCCGACAUCGACACCUCUUGGAAGUCGCGAUGGGCCUAUUCUGUCUCCGAUGCUCGCUCAGAGCCCAUCCCAAUCGAGCGGCCUGCUCGCCAGAUCCCCCCACCAUCGCUGCCCAGUCCGCCGCCUCAGUCAACUCCUCCCCCUCUCACAGAAAUCGAACCUGGCGUCUGGAUCAAGGAUGGAAACACUCUAUACGCCUCCAACUGGCCUCCCGUGCAGCAGUAUCUUAACGAGGUGCGCGAGCAGCGCUACCUCGUUGAUCCCCCCAGUGAGAUCAUCUUCGCCCUCGCCGCACUCGAUGUCCUCAAGACUCCCAGCGACUCUGCCCACUGGAUCUUUUUCUCUGAUGCACGCCGCAGAGAGACUUUGCACAAUGUAAACAAGAUUGCAUUACAUCAACCCCGUCUUAUUAAACCAUCGUUUCCCUGGCUCGGAAUCGCAGAGAUGAAGCAUACUCUUGUUCCAGCCCAACUUAAAUUCGAGUACACAUUCAUCCGACGCCAGUGGUACCCCAUAGAGGGCGUGGUGGUGGAAACGAAGAAGAGAGCCCUGCGAAGCAGUGGUGAUGUCCCAGAAGUCCAGACACCCGAAGAAUACUUUAAUCUUCUCAAGCCAGAAGAAAUCCCCCGAAAGAAAUCUGCGAAAAGGAAUGCGAAUGCCAAAGCUAAACCGAAGACGACUGCCUCACCCGUCGCGGGUCCCUCUGCCCCAUCUGCCCCAGUUGCAGGUCCAUCCGCCAUCCCUGCCCCAGUUGAGGAACAACCAUCGCCGACUACCUCACUUACAGAGGAGGUUUUACCUGUGGCAGAACAGAUAACAGAUGCCUCCGCUUACGUUUCCCCGCCUAGAUCGAGCACUCGGGCGCGCCGAAAGGUCACUCCUACAUCGCGUUCGCCUCGCACAUUGUCCAUGCCCACAGAAAAGUCUUCCUCAGUCAUCACCGCCAGCCCCGUGGAAGAAUCUGCAACUCCGAUUCCAUCGCCCACACUGACCAUGACAUCUUCAUCCUCAACUCACUCGCGAUCAGCUUCGCAGUCGUCGAUGAAGACACUUGUGGACAGCAAGCGCUCGGUCUCCGUGCUAUCAAGCGACACAGUCGUGGAGACAUCUUCGAGAAAACGCAAAUCCGAAGAUGAUUUGGAAAAAGUGGUUGAAGAGGUUGAGCAAGAGCAGGAAGAGUGCGCGUCGACCGGGACGGAGCGAAUGGUCACCCGGGGCCGGACAUCGAAGAAAGUCCGCACAGUCGAUAUCGAGAAAGAUUCUGCAUCUGCCUCGCCGACCAACAGCCCGCCCCUCGAGCCAGCCGCCAAAAUUCAACGGCGGAGAACAGGAGCAAAGAAAUCCGGGACUUAA